CUUCUCAUCCUCCGCGUCCAGCUUCGAGCGUCUCUUCCAGUUUCAGCUUCGAGAAAGCUCGCCGCUCGCCGCCACGCCGGGAAGGAAUCGCCCCAAAAAGCCCGCGCGCACCGGAGGGUCAGCGCACGAGAAGCGGGAGCAGCCACCACUCGCCGGCGAUGGAGAGGGUCGUGGUGGUCUCCGAGGACGCCGCCGCCUCGGUCUCCUCCGGCCCGUCCUCCUCCUUCGCGGAAACCAGGGUCAUCUGCCGCGUAUGUCAGAAGCAGUUCGCGCAGUACACUUGUCCACGCUGCAACUCCCGCUACUGCUCGCUUACGUGCUACAAGGGGCAUAGUGUGCAAUGCACUGAGUCAUUUAUGCGUGAGAAUGUUACGGAGGAGCUUAAGCAAAUUCAGCCUGAAGAUGAAUCAAAAAGGAAGAUGCUUGAUAUACUCAGACGGUUCCACUUGGAAGAAGAAAUGGAGUCCGAUGGUGAAGAUGAGUCAAUGUUGUCAGAGGAGCUUAUUCAGAAAGCCAUCUCUGGUGACGAAAUCAAGCUUGAGGACCUCUCUGAUGAUGAAAUCAAACGAUUUCGUCAAGCUCUGGCCUCUGGUGAACUCAGCAAGAUGAUUGAACCAUGGACUCCAUGGUGGAAAAAUCCUUCUGCUCAGUCGAUCUCUCUUAGUCAUGAUGGGACCCAGCUUAUCAGACAAAUAAGUACAGACGAUACUACUUUAUCAGAUCCAAUGACCGCGUCAGAAUCUAUCAUCCAUGAAAUACCAGAAGGGCCAGAAUCUCCUCUCCCAUCACUCAAACAGCUAACCAGGGCAGAGCCAUCUCCUUUGCUCACUGUUCACUUAGUUGAUAUUCUCUACAGUUACUGCUUCACACUUCGCCUCUACAAUGGUGAUUGGCAGUCUGAUCCUUUGGGUGCUUCAACUGUUGCCUUGUCUAUGUCGAAAGUCAUGGGGGACGGCGCUAAACCUGAGACAGUAUCUGAAGCGCUCACGACGUGCAUAGAGGAGACAUGCUCCCCAGCUUACAGGCACACCGGAGGUUUCAGGUUUGCUAUUGGACUUGUGGAUGAUAUCAUCACAAUCCUCUCCUUAGGAGGCAAUGCAGUGGUUUGUGCAUUGUGUGACUUCCACAGGCUCUUCCAAGCUGGUGAGAGCAUCCUCAAGGAAGACAAAAUGGGCGAGACGGAAAAGGCACGGAGCUUCAAAAAGCUCCAUGCCGCGGGUAGGAAGCUGUUCUUCAUGACAUGCUGGGCUCAUGAGCAGCCAAGUGAGGCCUGGCCAUCGUUGGCUCGCAUCGUUGAGGUGCAGAAAGCGGCUUUUGAGGAGCUGGACAGUGGAAGCGGACUGAGGAAGGCAGGUAGAAAGAACAACCCUCAGUCCAAGGUUCUGAUCAACGCAGUACUGCUGGAAUAACCACACUGUUUUCUCACCACCCUUUUGGUAUCUCUCAGCUGUAUCACUUGAUCCUUGUGCCUGCUAUAUCUUUGAGUGCAGUGGCUUAAAUGUAUAAAUUGUCAUCUUUGGAAGAUGUGAUAGUUUACAUUUCUGAAGUUCUGAUAUUAAAGCGACCUGGUUAAUCACA
Messenger RNA from Triticum dicoccoides, 1578 nucleotides. Its product is annotated as zinc finger HIT domain-containing protein 2-like. The record is from RefSeq and is a predicted model, not a curated record. Bases 159 to 1409 code for a protein of 416 amino acids. The transcript has 5 exons. NCBI's taxonomy places the organism in Eukaryota, Viridiplantae, Streptophyta, Magnoliopsida, Poales, Poaceae.